GGAUUUACGGCAAAACUUCGUGAAAUUUCUGUAUACUUUAAUGAUGAUUGCGUGAUUUGUAUUUCGAAAGAAAUUAUUGGUCUUUCUCGAUCUAUUACAAUUAAAUCUGACAUAGACAAAGAAUCUCCAAAUAAAAUGUUUAAACUUGAAUCGGCCGUUGUGCGUAGCGUUAAAUUUGACGCUUAUAAGACUGUUAUCCCUCCCGGAACAAUAUCACUUAGCAAUUGCUUAAAGAAAC
Molecule: messenger RNA, 238 nt
Organism: Racocetra fulgida
Lineage: Eukaryota; Fungi; Glomeromycota; Glomeromycetes; Diversisporales; Gigasporaceae
Source: the annotation of a GenBank genome assembly